Entrophospora sp. SA101 is the source of this 666-nucleotide messenger RNA. The record is from the annotation of a GenBank genome assembly. Lineage: Eukaryota; Fungi; Glomeromycota; Glomeromycetes; Entrophosporales; Entrophosporaceae.
AUGAAUCUACAAUAUGCUUACACUACAAAUAUACAAACUGGUGUAAAAACUCCGCUUAGUAUUUAUCAAGGAGCUUUGUUUUUAAUUCAUCAAGAAAUAUUGUUGGGCGCACUUGGAAUCUUUGCAUUGUUAGUAGGAUUUGUAAUAACGUUUUUUCUUUUUUAUCAAUUCUAUUUGAUUUAUUGUGGUACAACUUCAAAUGAAGCUUUUAAAUGGGAAGAUUUAGAUGAAAUAAUUUCUAAUGAUGAAUUAUGGGUUUAUGAUGGAAAAACCCCUAAAAAUAAACAAAACAACAUGUUACCAUCAUCAAUAUCAUUAAGAACUACUGCUAUGUCUAUUUACUGGAUUCAGCCAAAUAUCAAGAAACGUCAAGUAUCCACUGAUAGUAAAAAUAGUAAAAAUGUAAACGGUAAUAAUAACAAUAGUAAUAAUAAUGGUAAUGAUGUAAAUAUACCAGAUUCAAUAAUACCUUUAAAUAGUAAAAGUGGAAGCAGUAAUCAACAUGGCAAUGAAAAAGUAAAUAAUCAGGAUGUUAACUAUAAUAAUAAUAGUGACAACAAUAAGAGAGUUAUAGGAAGACCAAUAAAAUCAUUAAAAGAAAUUAAAAAUAUUUAUGAUAAAGGACUUUUCGGAAACAUUUCUGAAAUCUUUAAUGGUAAUAUAUAG